CCUAAACACAGGGCUGCGGGUUUGAGGUCCUCAAGCGUGGGGAGCUGGGGUACAUCCUGUGCACCCCCAGCCCAUGUGCAGCUUCUGGGCACGUUGGUACUGAGCUGAGCACCAGCACGUGGUGCAGCUGAGGCAGUUCAUGUGUCCUCCAGACACAUCUGCUGUCAGUGCAUGUGCAAGCACUCUGAACUCCCUCUGUUCCAGGGGUUCCGGCUGUCCUGCACAGCUGAGGCUGAGCACUGUGUUUUGGAGGGUGCUGGACCGUGGCAGGGCCUUUGCCCUGUGCUGCUGGGCAGGAAUUUUUCCUGCUGAGCAAAGCUCUGGGGCCAAGCCAAGCCCAGCCCCAGGCUGUCCCUUUCCCAGCUGCUAUGGAGGGGCUGCAUUCCCCUUCCCUGCAGCACUUGGUGGCCGCCCGCCCAGACGGUUGCUCUGGAUCCAUGUGUGCUCCCUAGGCUGCAAGCAUCAGGCAGAAUGACCGUGGGGCUGUGCCCAUCUGCUCCCCAACCACUCUGAGUGCCCCAGGCAAAGGCUGGCUCAGGUUCAGCUGCAGGCUCUGUGUCCUGCCCAGCCAUCCCACAAGCCAUGAGACAGUGUCCAGUCCCUUGCCAAGGCGUCCCCUGCCCUGGGCCCCCUGCCCCCACCCCAUGCCCGGAAAUCCCAUGAGAAGCACUGCCAUGAAAGCAAAGUCCAGGAGCUACCAGCACAGUGUGGAGAUGUCGGCCGGGCUCUGUGCUGGCCUGGGUGCAGGCUGUGCUGCCCACAGGCUGUGGGGCCAGCGCCUGGCUCAUAGCAGGACCACUGAAAAGCUGCAACGAGAGUAUGAUGCCGUGGUGAUCGGAGCAGGGCACAACGGGCUGGUGGCAGCUGCCUACCUGCAGCAGGCAGGGCUGCGCACGGCCGUGCUGGAAAAACGCCAUGUGCUGGGUGGUGCAGCUGUCACUGAGGAGAUUGUGCCAGGCUUUAAGUUCUCCCGGGCUUCCUACCUGCUCAGUCUGCUACGUCCGCAGAUCUAUGCAGAGCUGGAGCUGCAGCGGCAUGGCCUGAGGGUGCUGCCACGGGACCCUUACUCCUUCACCCCACUGCUGGAGGACAGGAGCCCACCCCGCUCCCUGCUGAUGGGGCACGACAUGGCUCAAACCCAGCAGCAGAUCGCCCAGUUCUCCCAGAAGGAUGCUCAGGCUUACCCUAAGUAUGAGGCAUUCAUGGGGUGCUUGGUGUCUGCCAUCAACCCACUGCUGGAUGCCCCCCCUGCAGAUACAGCUGCCCUAGGGCAGGGCUCCCUGCUGCAGAGGCUCCGUGCCCUGUGGCCCCUGCUGCAGACAGGGCUGGCAGUGGGACGGCAGCUGCCCCACUUCUAUGAGGUACUGACAGCCCCAAUCUCCAAGAUCCUGGAUCACUGGUUUGAGUCAGAGCCCUUGAAGGCCACUCUGGCAACAGAUGCAGUGAUUGGGGCCAUGAGCAGCCCCCACACCCCAGGUAGCGGGUAUGUGCUGCUGCACCAUGUCAUGGGUGAGCUGGAGGGGCAGCGUGGUGCCUGGGGCUACGUGGCUGGGGGCAUGGGGGCCCUGUCCCAAUCCAUCGCCCGUGCAGCAGCCACCCGUGGAGCCCACAUCUUUACGGAGAAGGCUGUGUGCCGUGUGCUGCUGGGAACUGAUGGGCAGGCACAGGGCAUCGUGCUGCAGGACGGGACGGAGGUGAGGAGUAAAGUGGUGUUGUCCAACGCCUCCCCCCAGAUCACCUUCCUGGAGCUCACUCCCAAGGAGCAGCUGCCAGAGGACUUUGUGCGGCGGAUCCAGCAGCUUGACACACGCUCCCCUGUCACCAAAAUCAAUGUGGCAGUGGACCAGCUGCCUAGCUUCCUUGCUGCCCCCAACACCCACGACAGCCGACCUUUACCCCAUCACUGCUGCUCCAUCCACCUCAACUGUGAGAACACACACCUUCUGCACCAGGCCUACACCGAGGCUGCCCAUGGGCACCCCUCCAGCAGGCCCAUGAUUGAGCUGUGCAUCCCUUCAGCUCUGGACCCAGGGCUGGCUCCUCCUGGCUGCCACGUUGUGUCCCUCUUCACCCAGUACACCCCAUAUGAGUUGGCGGGUGGGCAGCUCUGGGAUGAGAAGACUCGAAAUGCUUAUGCAGACACAGUGUUCGACUGCAUUGAAGCCUAUGCCCCAGGCUUCAAGGCAUCUGUCAUCGGCAGGGACAUCCUGACACCACCUGACCUGGAGAGGAUCUUCGGGCUGCCUGGUGGGAACAUCUUUCAUGGAGGGAUGUCUCUGGACCAGCUCUACUUCACCCGGCCAGCGCCAUCCUACUCAACAUACCAGACCCCGGUCCCAGGCUUAUACCUGUGUGGGAGUGGAGCCCACCCCGGAGGAGGUGUGAUGGGUGCAGCGGGUCGCAAUGCAGCCCAGGUGGUCCUCAGGGAUUUCAGGCGCCUGCGGUGGCGGCAGUGAAACUGAAUUCACCUGCACAGGCGUGUGGCUGCAGUUGUUUCCAGUGGUCCUGGCUUCCCAGCCAUGCUGCAAGCCAAGCGUGUCAGGUAGCAUCCCCUGUGAAUAGGGCAGUGCAGGCUGGUGCAGUGUCCCAAGAGGUGUCAACUGUCCCAGUGCUGUGACACACACAGAAAUAAACCCAGCCACAGACUUUGCAUUUA
Messenger RNA from Coturnix japonica (Japanese quail), 2656 nucleotides. RefSeq names its product pyridine nucleotide-disulphide oxidoreductase domain 2 (gene PYROXD2). Lineage: Eukaryota; Metazoa; Chordata; Aves; Galliformes; Phasianidae. The record is from RefSeq and is a predicted model, not a curated record. Gene Ontology annotation, molecular function: oxidoreductase activity.